AUGCGUUUCGACCUCGUCGCCACCUUUCUCGCCCUUGGGGCUGGAAGCUCCUUCGUUGCCGCUGCACCUAUGGAAGGCGGCUUGAAACCAAGAGCCACCCAAUAUGGCAAAUGCAAUGGCACCAGUUGCUCUUACGGAGGUAUCAACUACGACUGCGAUCAAGGCACUUCGUGCAUCGGACCGGGUGGUGGAGACGGUGCAUCUUGCACCAAGGUCUUUGGUGACCUCGGAAAGUUUCAGUGUCCUGUCAAACACUAA
This is a messenger RNA of Diplodia corticola, 258 nucleotides long. RefSeq lists its product as uncharacterized. The record is from RefSeq and is a predicted model, not a curated record. The transcript has 3 exons. Lineage: Eukaryota; Fungi; Ascomycota; Dothideomycetes; Botryosphaeriales; Botryosphaeriaceae. Bases 1 to 258 code for a protein of 85 amino acids.